AUUCACUAAAACUUCAUUUACUUUCUUGAACUUGUCUUGUGCCCUCUUUCCAAUACACUGAAAUCCACUUCAAAAUAUUUAUUUAAUAAAAAGAAAAGAAAAGAAAAAAACUCUGCCAGGAUGGCUUCUUUGAUCACAACCAAAGCAAUGAUGAGUCAUCAUCAUGUUUUGUCGUCAACUAGAAUCACUACUCUUUAUUCCGACAAUUCCAUCGGCGAUCAACAAAUAAAAACAAAACCUCAAGUCCCUCACCGGUUAUUUGCUCGGAGGAUCUUCGGUGUAACCAGAGCUGUAAUUAAUUCAGCGGCACCGUCUCCGUUGCCGGAGAAAGAGAAGGUGGAAGGUGAGAGACGGUGUCAUGUUGCGUGGACAAGUGUACAACAAGAGAAUUGGGAGGGUGAACUUACUGUCCAAGGAAAGAUACCCACUUGGCUGAAUGGUACGUACCUAAGAAACGGUCCUGGUCUAUGGAACAUUGGAGACCACGAUUUCCGGCAUCUCUUCGACGGCUACUCCACACUCGUCAAGCUUCAAUUCGAUGGCGGUCGUAUAUUCGCCGCCCACCGUCUCCUUGAAUCCGACGCUUACAAAGCCGCCAAGAAACACAAUAGGCUUUGUUACCGUGAAUUCUCCGAGACUCCAAAAUCGGUGAUCAUAAACAAAAACCCUUUCUCCGGGAUCGGAGAAAUCGUCAGGCUUUUCUCCGGAGAGUCUUUAACGGACAACGCCAACACCGGAGUGAUCAAACUCGGUGACGGGCGGGUCAUGUGUCUGACGGAGACUCAAAAAGGAUCGAUUUUAGUCGACCAUGAGACGCUAGAGACGAUCGGGAAAUUUGAGUACGACGACGUAUUGUCCGAUCAUAUGAUCCAAUCAGCGCAUCCGAUAGUGACGGAGACGGAGAUGUGGACGUUGAUACCGGAUUUGGUUAAACCGGGUUAUCGGGUCGUGAGGAUGGAAGCCGGGUCGAAUAAAAGAGAGGUUGUGGGGCGGGUGAGGUGUCGAAGUGGGUCGUGGGGACCCGGUUGGGUCCAUUCGUUUGCGGUGACGGAGAAUUAUGUUGUAAUACCGGAAAUGCCCCUGAGAUAUUCGGUGAAGAAUCUUCUUAGAGCUGAGCCGACGCCACUUUACAAGUUCGAGUGGUGUCCCCAAGACGGAGCUUUUAUUCAUGUCAUGUCCAAACUCACCGGAGAAGUCGUGGCUAGCGUGGAGGUUCCAGCAUACGUAACGUUUCACUUCAUAAACGCGUAUGAAGAAGAUAAAAAUGGCGAUGGAAAAGCGACGGUCAUCAUUGCAGAUUGUUGUGAACACAACGCCGAUACUCGGAUACUCGAUAUGCUCCGUCUCGAUACCCUACGUUCUUCCCAUGGUCACGACGUUUUACCCGAUGCUAGGAUCGGGAGAUUCAGGAUACCAUUGGACGGGAGCAAAUACGGGAAACUAGAGACAGCCGUGGAGGCAGAGAAGCAUGGGAGAGCGAUGGAUAUGUGCAGCAUCAAUCCUUUGUAUUUGGGUCAAAAAUACCGUUACGUUUAUGCAUGCGGUGCUCAACGACCUUGUAACUUCCCCAAUGCUCUCUCCAAGGUAACUUACAUACCCCAAACUAUCGGUUUCCAAUAUUCAAUCGUUUUGAAUGAACCUUUUGAUAAUUGUAUGAGACAGGUUGAUAUUGUGGAGAAGAAAGUGAAGAACUGGCACGAGCAUGGUAUGAUACCAUCUGAACCAUUCUUCGUGCCUCGACCCGGUGCAACCCAUGAGGAUGAUGGAGUGGUGAUAUCGAUAGUAAGUGAAGAAAAUGGAGGAAGCUUUGCAAUCUUGCUUGAUGGGAGCUCCUUUGAAGAAAUAGCAAGAGCCAAGUUUCCCUAUGGCCUUCCUUAUGGCUUGCAUGGUUGCUGGAUCCCCAAAGAUUAACUACAAAGUCUCAACAAAGAUACCUUCAUUAUACAAAACACAACAUAUGUAUAAUUAAUACCCUCUGUGCAGGUUUUGUAAAUUGUUGUCCCUUAUAUAUGCUUUUUGUCUAUAUAUGUGAUGUACAAAACCAAAAUAAAAGGAACGGAUUGUGGUGGAUACAGUUAUUAAAAAUUGCACUAGACCGACCAUU
Messenger RNA from Arabidopsis thaliana (thale cress), 2104 nucleotides. RefSeq names its product carotenoid cleavage dioxygenase 8 (gene CCD8). The record is from RefSeq and is marked reviewed. The transcript has 5 exons. Lineage: Eukaryota; Viridiplantae; Streptophyta; Magnoliopsida; Brassicales; Brassicaceae. Gene Ontology annotation, molecular function: oxidoreductase activity, acting on single donors with incorporation of molecular oxygen, incorporation of two atoms of oxygen; 9-cis-10'-apo-beta-carotenal cleavage oxygenase activity; all-trans-beta-apo-10'-carotenal cleavage oxygenase activity. The coding region runs from base 121 to 1911 and encodes 596 amino acids. Gene Ontology annotation, cellular component: chloroplast.